Molecule: messenger RNA, 508 nt
Organism: Achroia grisella
Lineage: Eukaryota; Metazoa; Arthropoda; Insecta; Lepidoptera; Pyralidae
Gene: Osi22
Exons: 2
Coding region: 1-480 (159 amino acids)
Source: RefSeq, a predicted model, not a curated record
AUGGCGCGCGCGUUAUGUUGUCUCUGCGCUUGCGUCGUUUUAUCUUUAAACGUUGCGUUGGUGACCGCUCAAAAUGGACAUUCAAUCUUACCUGAAGAUGCUGUUAUGAAAAAAGUGGAACUGAUUCAAGGUGUAUCCAUGAAGAUACCUCACAAUGACACGGAGAAAUUGUUUUCGUUUGAAAUCAAUACGAAACAAAGUGCUGGCGAAGGUCGAGGAAAACAGAAGAAACUCAUGGAGCGUAUCCUGCCCUUAUUCAUCAUGCCAUUCAUCAUCCAAUCAACAAUAGUCCCGUUAUUUUUAAGUAUGCUAAAAUUUAUGCUAUUUAAAGCUAUGAUGGUUGGAAAAGUAGCUCUGGGUUUGAUUAUACUGAAUGCUUUCAAAAAUCACAAUACAGUGAAGGGACGGGACGCCGAAAUGGCUGAAGUUCAUUAUGGGUAUCAUGGAAGUAAUAUUGAAUAUGGAGCCUAUAUAAACUGAUAUUCCUGUUUAGAAAUUGUGAAUAGAC